GCGGCCCGGGAGGCGGCGGCGGCUCGUGUCGGCUCCGGGCGGCCCCCGCGCCGCAGCCCGCGCCGUGUCCGCGGCGGAGCCGCCCAGGUGCCCACGAGGAUGGUGGCGCGGCCCUAGGCCCAGGCUCCGCACCAUGACCUGCUGGCUGUGCGUCCUGAGCCUGCAGCUCUUGCUUCUGCCCGCGGCCCCGCCCCCGGCCGGCGGCUGCCCGGCCCGCUGCGAGUGCACAGCGCAGACACGCGCCGUGGCCUGUCCCCGGCGCCGGCUGACCUCCGUGCCCGACGGCAUCCCGGCCGAGACGCGCCUGCUGGAGCUCAGCCGCAACCGCAUCCGCUGCCUGAACCCGGGCGACCUGGCCGCGCUGCCGCUGCUGGAGGAACUGGACCUGAGCGAGAACGUGAUCGCGCACGUGGAGCCAGGCGCCUUCGCCAACCUGCCGCGCCUGCGCGUCCUGCGCCUGCGCGGGAACCUGCUCAAGCUCAUCCCGCCCGGGGUCUUCACGCGCCUGGACAACCUCACGCUGCUGGACCUGAGCGAGAACAAGCUGGUCAUCCUCCUGGACUACACCUUCCAGGACCUGCACAGCCUCCGCCGGCUGGAGGUGGGCGACAACCACCUGGUGUUCAUCUCGCGCCGGGCCUUCGCGGGGCUGCUGGCCCUCGAGGAGCUGACCCUCGAGCGCUGCAACCUCACGGCGCUGUCGGGCGAGUCUCUGGGCCACCUGCGGGGCCUGGGCGCCCUGCGGCUGCGGCACCUGGCCAUCGCCGCCCUGGAGGACCAGAAUUUCCGGAGGCUUCCGGGCCUGCUGCACCUGGAGAUCGACGACUGGCCGCUGCUGGAGGAGGUGGCCGCCGGCAGCCUUCAGGGUCUCAACCUGACCUCGCUGUCCGUCACGCACACCAACAUCACCGCCGUGCCGGCAGCCGCGCUCCGCCACCAGGCCCACCUCACCUGCCUCAACCUGUCCCACAACCCCAUCAGCACGGUGCCGCGCGGCUCCUUCCGCGACCUGGUCCGCCUGCGCGAGCUGCACCUGGCCGGCGCCCUGCUGGCCGUGGUGGAGCCGCAGGCCUUCCUGGGGCUGCGGCAGAUCCGCCUGCUCAACCUCUCCAACAACCAGCUGUCCACGCUGGAGGAGAGCACCUUCCACUCGGUCAACACGCUGGAGACGCUGCGCGUGGACGGGAACCCCCUGGCCUGUGACUGUCGCCUGCUCUGGAUCGUGCAGCGCCGGAAGACCCUCAACUUCGACGGGCGGCUGCCGGCCUGCGCCACCCCGGCCGAGGUCCGCGGCGACGCGCUGCGCAACCUGCCCGACUCGGUGCUCUUCGAGUACUUCGUGUGCCGCAAGCCCAAAAUCCGCGAGCGGCGGCUGCAGCGCAUCACGGCCGCGGCGGGCGACGACGUGCGCUUCCAGUGCCGCGCCGAGGGCGAGCCGGCGCCCACCGUGGCCUGGGUGACGCCCCGGCACCGCGCCGUGACCGCCGCCAGCGCGGGGCGCGCGCGCGUGCUCCCCGGGGGCACGCUGGAGAUCCAGGGCGCGCGCCCGCAGGACAGCGGCACGUACACGUGCGUGGCCAGCAACGCGGGCGGCAACGACACCUACUUCGCCACGCUGACCGUGCAGCCCGAGCCGGCCGCCAACCGGACCCCGAGCGAGGGCCGCAACGAGACGCAGGCCGCCGCCCGCUUCCCGCUGGACCUCACCACCAUCCUGGUGUCCACCGCCAUGGGCUGCAUCACUUUCCUGGGCGUCGUCCUCUUCUGCUUCCUGCUGCUCUUCGUGUGGAGCCGCGGCCGCGGGCAGCACAAAAACAAUUUCUCGGUGGAGUACUCCUUCCGCAAGGUGGACGGGCCGGCCGCGGCCGCCGGGCAGGGCGGCGCCCGCAAGUUCACCAUGAAGAUGAUCUGACGGCCCCGGGCCCAGCGCUCGCCGCCCGCCCGCCCGCCCGCCCGCCCGAUGACCACCUAUGCAUCUCCCGGACGCGGCCCCGCGGCCGGCUCCUGGCAGAACUGCCCCCGUUUUUUUGUACAGACACGACCACAGGACUGUUUUUUCAUCAGGACUCAUCUUUUGCAUAGUUUCUCAAGCAUUUUCUAAAGGUUUCACUCUGUCUUCCUGCCCCUGCUGUGGUCGCUGAGCGGGGGGGAGGGUGGUGGGGGAGCUCGGAGACCCCACAGCCCUCACCGUGGGUGGUGGUGGUUCACACCCCAGGGCGGGGCAGGGGGGUGGUACACAGCUGCUGCCCCAGGGUCCCCCAACACCGCUCACACCCUGAGGGACCAUGGCCUACAUCCAGGACAUGGGGGGGGGCUGCCCAGCCCCCAGGGGAGGCACACCUGGACGCCCCACACCUCUCAUCGAGCACACAGGUGUUCAACCCAGGACACACUCUUGGACACACAGCUCCAAAACAGAACGCACACACACCUCUACCCAGCUGACCAUAAACAGGUGCCCCAGGCUGCAGAGCCCACCUCGGGCACGCAGGGCUCUCGUGAGAGCACAACGCAUGCCUGACACAUACCCUGCUCACACUCAGGACACACCCAGCUCACACCUGGGACACACACAUACCACACUCGAGACACGCAGCACACAUUUGGGACAUCCCCAGCUUACACUGGGAACACACUGGGCUCACACCUGGGACACACACAGCUCCCAGCCAGGACAUGCUCAGCUCACACCCGAACACGCAGUUCACACUCGAGACACACACAGCUUAGACCCAGCUGACGCUAAACGCGUGCCCCAGGCCGCAGAGCCCACCAUGGGGACCCAGGGCUCUCCUGAGAGCCCAGCUCACGCCUGGGACAAACAGCUCACACUUGGGACGUGCACAGAUCACGCCUGAGACACACUCAGCUCACACCCAGCUCCUGCUCAGCUGGCCAUCUCUGGGGGAACCUCUGGGGCUGCACUAAGGUCUUGCAGAGCAGGUACUGCCCAGCACACGGCAUGCUAGCCCGUGCCCCUGUCCCAGACUUUCCCCCACACCAGGACCCACUGGCCCUGCAGGGCGGGCUGCCCACUAGGAGAAGCCAUCUCCCCCCGCUUCCUCUGCCACCCCCAAUAGCUACCGUUUGCUUGCUCUGCCCACGCCCCUGGGACCCGCUGCGCAUGUGGGGAAUGAGGCCGGAGAGUGUGGCCGGUUCUGGGGGUCCCCGUUCAGUGCCCUACAGGGGCAACAAUGGUGAACAAGGCCAGGACAGGGUGCAGGCUGCAGGGGGAUCUGGACCUGCGCUGUUGGGAGGAGGUGGUAGGCGCACCUCGGUCUCUGCCACUUUGGGGCAGAGCUAGGGCUGGGGAGUAAGGGAGCACAGGCAGACGGAAGCUCGGGUUAAGGAAGAACUUCCCCAAGGUCACUGCCCUGUGACUCUUCAGUUAGUGAGUUCCCCAUCACUGGGGGUAAGCAACAGGAGCUGACGUUUUACAGAAAUCUUCAGACACCACACAGCGUCCAUCCAUGACCCUGCCUCUCCCAGGCGGUUUAUUGCCCCCACCAUCCACCUGGGCCAGAUGACAGGGUGUCGUUGGAGGAAGGGGCACAGGAAACGUGGUGGGGCCCCUAGACCAGAGAGGAGCUUGGCCGCCCACCAAGCAGUUAGGACAGUAGUCUUAAGGACCUCGUAGGAAGGCUGGAGACCAGGUCUGUUCCCGCCCAGGUGUGCAGUUGUAGCUGAUGACUGAGAACCACCUGGACCACUGGGGUCCCCAUCCGUAGCAUAGGUCUGAGGUCAAAGCCACUGCUGCAUGUAUAUAGGAGGCCAGGUCCACGGACGGGCUUGAUGCCUGACCUGGAUCCCAGAUCCUUCAAGACCUUUCUGAGAGGAGCCAGAGAGACGGCUGGGCCAACCCCGGGGGUUUUGAGCACAGGAUCCAGACGGAACUCCGGAGGGGAUGCCAGCCCUCCUGCCUGCGCUGUGUGGCGGGAAACGUCGGGAGGCCCUGGUCUUGCUCCCACCCGCCUCAACCCCACUCGUGCUGAGAGGCGUAGCGACAGCUGACGGGGUGUCCUGUGACCCCAAACUCCACCCGAGCUGGGCAGAACCGACUGGUUUUCCCCCUUCACAUCCUCCUGACCUUGGCUGCCAUAACAACCCCAAAGGCCCCUCCAAAUGACAUCCAAGUGCCUUUAGCAUCACCAACAAUGGGAGGGGUAUGUUCUCAGCAGCGUCAGGACUCGCAGAACGGCAGCGCAUUGGGAUCUCCCGCCCCCUCUGCUCACCCCCCAUCCCAACUUGAGCCAAGACCCCCUCCAGCCCCCCCAGCCCCCUCCUGCUGUAUUUGGUUGGAAUCCAGUAAAAAUGAAGCUGAUUUAA
This is a messenger RNA of Zalophus californianus (California sea lion), 4326 nucleotides long. RefSeq names its product leucine rich repeat and Ig domain containing 3 (gene LINGO3). Gene Ontology annotation, molecular function: protein binding. The transcript has 2 exons. The record is from RefSeq and is a predicted model, not a curated record. Bases 134 to 1912 code for a protein of 592 amino acids. Lineage: Eukaryota; Metazoa; Chordata; Mammalia; Carnivora; Otariidae. Gene Ontology annotation, cellular component: extracellular region.